AUGGACACCGAGGGCCGCCCGGGGCCGAGGCCCGCGGACCGGCAGAGCCUCGGCUGCCCCAGGCUCCUGGAUCCCCUCACCAUGUCACCCUUGGGCUCCCCGGUCCUUGCCCGUCUCCCCACUCACCCCGUGGCUGCCCUGGAAGGCGAUCACGGGCUCCGAGAGGGAGGUGGGGGACCGGCAGAGGGCAGCGGGGGGCCCGGCCGGGGCAGGCGGGUGCGGUUCCGUCUGCCCCCCACCGCCAUCGCGCUGCCGUCAGUGCACGAGGAGGAGCAGGUUUUCUACCGGCGGCUGGAGGCUCUGGUGACCCCAGGCCCCGGCGGCUUCGGGCCGCUCUUCGCGGCCGACGGCUGGAGCGACCUGACGGAGGACCGGCUGCUGCGGAAGCGCGUGGUGAGGGACGGGCAGGACGGGCUGCGGCCGCGGCCGGGGCAGGAGGUGUCGGUGAAGGUGCUGGGCGCGCUGGAGGACGGAGCGCUGGUGGAGCGGGACCCGCGGCUCACCUUCGUGCCGGGCUACGGCGACGUCGUGCAGGCGCUAGAGCUGGGCGUCCCCACCAUGCAGCCCGGGGAAGUUGCCUUCUUCCUCGCCGCCUUCCCCUACGGCUACGGCCGCCCCGGAAGGUAG
Melopsittacus undulatus (budgerigar) is the source of this 627-nucleotide messenger RNA. RefSeq lists its product as uncharacterized. Gene Ontology annotation, cellular component: membrane; cytosol; mitochondrial envelope. The record is from RefSeq and is a predicted model, not a curated record. NCBI's taxonomy places the organism in Eukaryota, Metazoa, Chordata, Aves, Psittaciformes, Psittaculidae. The transcript is spliced from 5 exons. Bases 1 to 627 code for a protein of 208 amino acids. Gene Ontology annotation, biological process: protein folding; negative regulation of apoptotic process. Gene Ontology annotation, molecular function: peptidyl-prolyl cis-trans isomerase activity; protein folding chaperone.